Molecule: messenger RNA, 1421 nt
Organism: Salvia hispanica
Lineage: Eukaryota; Viridiplantae; Streptophyta; Magnoliopsida; Lamiales; Lamiaceae
Product: putative glycosyltransferase At5g03795
Molecular function (GO): glycosyltransferase activity
Source: RefSeq, a predicted model, not a curated record
UCAAGAGAGAGAGAGAGAGGGAGAUGGUGGGUUUGAAGAACAUGUGGUUUGUGGCAGCAGCUUUCAUGGCUGCAGUGAUGGUCCUUUUCAUUAGGCCAAAAGAGUCCAUUUUUCAUUCUUUCAACUCUAAUUUCUUACAGGAACACUUGCAUUCCUACUCCAACAAUUCUUCGAUGUCCGAGCAUUUGUUUCAUAACGAUGAAAUUAAAAACAAUACCACAAGAACCAAAGGAUCAGAGCGAAAAUAUAGCAAUUUGGCAAAAGUAGAAGCUGAUCUGGCGCAAGCCCGGGCCGCAAUCCGGGCCGAAUUAGCCGUUAACCAAACCGAUAUAGUUGACCCGGAUUACAUACCAACCGGGCCAACGUAUUGGGAUCCCAAGAUCUUCCAUAGAAGCUAUAGGGAGAUGGAGAAGAGAUUGAAGGUGUACGUAUACGAAGAAGGGGAGCCUCCCGUAUUCCAUUUCGGGCCGUGCAAGAACACAUACGCCAUAGAAGGAAUCUUCAUGGCUAGCAUGGAAGUGAGCUUGUUCCGGACAUUCGAUCCGGAGGAAGCUCACUUGUUCUUCCUCCCCAUCAGUGUCACAAUGAUCACUCAAGUUAUCUAUGUUCCGGAUUCUCAUGACUGGUCCCUCAUGAAGAGCACAGCUUCGGAUUAUAUCGAUGUCAUUGCUAACAAGUAUCCCUAUUGGAAUCGAAGCCUCGGAGCUGAUCAUUUCAUGCUCGCCUGUCAUGAUUGGGGGCCGGAGAUCUCAUUUGCGAUCCCAAAUCUGCACAAGAACGCGAUCCGGGCGUUGUGCAACGCCAACACCUCGGAGAAAUUCAACCCCUCCCGCGACGUCUCGAUCCCAGAGAUCCACCUCCCCACGGGCACCACGAGAGGCCUCCUGGGCGGGCCGCCCCCGUCCCGGAGGCCCAUCCUGGUAUUCUACGCGGGUGGGGUCCACGGGCCGAUCCGGCCGAUCCUCCUGGAGCACUGGGAGAACGCCUCCGACCCGGACGUGCAGGUGCACCGGUACCUCCCGCGCAACGUGUCGUACUACGGGAUGAUGCGGAGGAGCCGGUACUGCAUAUGCCCGAGCGGGUACGAGGUGGCGAGCCCGCGGAUGGUGGAGGGGCUGUAUCUGGGGUGCGUGCCGGUGCUGAUCAAGGACAAGUACGUGGUGCCGUUCGGAGACGUGCUGGACUGGGAGAAGUUCGCGGUGAUCGUGGCGGUGAGGGACAUCCCAAACUUGAAGAGGAUCCUGGGUGGGAUCUCGCUACGGGAGUACGUGAAGCUGCAGAGGCAGGGGAUCAAGAUGCGGCGCCACUUCGAGGUCAACACGCCGCCGCGGAGGUACGAUGUGUUUGGUAUGAUCCUGCAUUCCAUAUGGCUCAGGAGGCUCAACGUCCGCCUAUUAGUACUGGGUCACAUUUUUCAAUAA